CUCAUUCACAUCAGCAUCAGUAUCUGACGGAGCUAUCUACCUCGGAUUUCUUCUCCAGACUUUCUGGCGUCUGUCAUCAACAUGCUGUUCUCCAAGGUCGGCCUUCUUGUGGCUGUCGCCGCUCCAGGCGCUCUGGCUCACGUGUCCAAGCGCCAGAGCUACCCUUACGACCCUAACACCACCCCGUACUGCACUUGGUGGUACGAUGUAUACCCUGGCGACACUUGCAGGGACGUAAUCAGUGCUUGGGGUGUUUCCAUGGCCGACUUUGUGCGCUGGAACCCCUCUCUCACGUCUACAUGCGGCAACUUCAAGUCCGGCACGUCGUACUGUAUCGAGGCUCUCGGAGAGCCCCCGGUCACUUCGCAGCCGCCCACGACGCAGCCUCCCACCACUACCAAGCCUUCUUCGACGACCUCAAAGGCCACCUCGACCUCGACCUCCACCAAGCCCGGCAACGGCAUCGAGACACCCUCCCCUGUGCAAGAUGGCAUCACAGGGUCCUGCAACAAGUUUCACUACGUCGAGACCGGCUCGAGCUGCCAGAGCAUCCUGACUAAGUACGGCCUUAACAUCGCGACCUUCUACUCGUGGAACAAGGCUGUCGGCUCGCAGUGCGAGAGCAUGUGGGCAGAGGUCUAUGUCUGCGUCGGUGUCAUUGGCGGCACCCCGACCAGCGCUGCGCCCACGACUUCCUCCAAGCCUGGCAACGGCAUCGCCACUCCUACUCCUAUCCAAGAAGGGAUGACUGGCUCGUGCAACAAGUUCACCCUGGUCAAGACCGGCGACACUUGCGACAAGCUUGCCUCCGCCGCCGGCAUCUCCACUGCCAACUUCAUCACCUACAACCCUGCCGUGGGCAAGGACUGCAGCGGGCUGUGGGCCAAUGUCUAUGUCUGUGUCGGCAUCAUCGGCAGUACACCUACCCCGUCCCCGACGACCACUGGCAACGGCAUCGCGACGCCCACCCCUACACAGGGCGGCAUGAUCGGCGACUGCGACAAGUUCGACCUGGUCAAGCAAGGCGAGUCGUGCAGCGCCCUGCUGAGCCGCAACGGCCUGACCAUCGCCCAGCUCUACGCCCUCAACUCUGGCGUCGGCAGCGACUGCUCGGGCCUCUGGGCCAACGUGUAUGUCUGUGUCCACAAGAAGGGCACGGCCACCACCAAGCCCACCACCACCACCGGCAACGGCAUCGCCACGCCCACCCCGACGCAGACGGGGAUGGUCAACAACUGCAAGAAGUUCGUCUUUGUCCAGAAGGGACAGACCUGCGAGACCGUGGCCAAGAACAACGGCAUCAGCGUCUCCCAGCUCACGACCUGGAACAAGGACUUUGGCUCCACCUGCUCGGGCAUGUGGGCCGAGACGUAUGCGUGCGUUGGCGUUUAAACGUUAGUCUGGGGCUCUUAGAGUUCUGCCAGGCUCCUAGAAUAGAUCUACGUGGCAUAGAGUUGGCAAAGUUGCCAUGGAUGUGGUUGGAGAGUGUUUGGUGUUUGGCGGAAGUGAGCAGAGGGCUUCAAAGUACUACACGGUGCGGUUGGAGGAACCCGCCUAUUUCGAUUCUUUGUACAUGUAUCUUGCAGCCCAGUUCUCGUUUGGGAAGUAGUGUGAUAGACUGGAGAAUUGAUAAAAUUUCUACUGAGA
Molecule: messenger RNA, 1647 nt
Organism: Microdochium trichocladiopsis
Lineage: Eukaryota; Fungi; Ascomycota; Sordariomycetes; Xylariales; Microdochiaceae
Exons: 2
Coding region: 82-1392 (436 amino acids)
Source: RefSeq, a predicted model, not a curated record